GUCAGUAAAGAAGACUAGAAAGAAAAAAUAUGUAUGAUUUUGAUAAAAGGAAUACACGUGUCUUGUAACAAAGACUUGAUCAUGUUGUCACCUAAAGCUAUCGGCUACUCCUUCCAUUACUAUAGUAACCCCGCAAUGAUGAUUUGACGAAUUUCUUGCUCUACCAAUCGGGGCCUUUGUUUGACCAUAAAUGUGAGCUUUUUUCAUUUUCUCUCUCUUUUUCCAUCCUGUUUAGGUUUCAUUAAAGGCCCUUAGUUACGUCUAAAAUGAUCAACAUUUUUGCUAAUUCUAUCAGUUUGGUUGAUGUUAACCAAGUUCCUGAACUUACCUUUAUUGAUGAUGUUAUGAAGGAUGAUUACGGUCCUCUAGAUCCCUCGAACCUCCGUGAUCCUGGUUACGACGACUGGGGCGAAGCGAACAGGACGAGCGCCGCGCAUGGCCUAUUUACAUGUCGUAUCCUUCAUGCUCUCGAUUACCUUAAAGAUCCUGCCAAGGCACUGUCAAGCAGGCUAUAG
Messenger RNA from Rhizopus microsporus ATCC 52813, 515 nucleotides. RefSeq lists its product as uncharacterized. The coding region runs from base 267 to 515 and encodes 82 amino acids. The transcript is spliced from 2 exons. The record is from RefSeq and is a predicted model, not a curated record. Lineage: Eukaryota; Fungi; Mucoromycota; Mucoromycetes; Mucorales; Rhizopodaceae.